This is a messenger RNA of Caenorhabditis bovis, 645 nucleotides long. The record is from the annotation of a GenBank genome assembly. NCBI's taxonomy places the organism in Eukaryota, Metazoa, Nematoda, Chromadorea, Rhabditida, Rhabditidae.
AUGCUCAAAUUUGCGCGAUUUUUAAGCUCGACACCUAGCACAUCGACGGAACUCGGCGAAAUUGAGCGUUCUGCUCUUCAGAAAUUGUUGCAGAAAUUGAGGAAUUUUCCAGCGUCGGAGAGAGACAAACGCGAAAUUCGAUUGCAGAGGGAAUGGGCACUAGCGCCGAUAAUUGAGGUUUCCGGCAAAAUUGCGACGCCGGAAUGGAUGAAGUCGGCGAAAUUUGUCCGAAAAUACCCAAUAAUUCAUAUUCGAUGGAGGAAUAUGCCUGAACGCGAUUUAGACAUUCUGAUCGCCAAUGACGAGACAUUCUACUCGAUUGAUGUCAAAGGGAUACUCUAUGCAAUGAUUUGUGCGAAUUUUUGGAAGGAAAAACUAGUAAAAAUUCGAAAUAGCAACGAGGUGGCCAUUCGAGUGGCGAAUGGUCGAUAUAAAGCCAAUAAAGAAGUUGCGAGGUUCGAGCUGAUUCGGAAAUAUGUUGGCGCGAAUGCGAAAAAAUCGGGAUUUCGGGUGAAACUGGAAGGAUUUGAAGUGAACGAGCCGAUGAUCAAACGCCCCGCCGGCGACGUCGACCUUAUUUGGGAGAAUAAAUUUUUUGAGAAAUUUCGAAAUAGCAUUGAUGAGCUGAAAAAUGGAAUGAUUUAA